Messenger RNA from Pneumocystis carinii B80, 804 nucleotides. RefSeq lists its product as hypothetical. The transcript is spliced from 6 exons. Gene Ontology annotation, molecular function: zinc ion binding. NCBI's taxonomy places the organism in Eukaryota, Fungi, Ascomycota, Pneumocystomycetes, Pneumocystales, Pneumocystaceae. The coding region runs from base 42 to 758 and encodes 238 amino acids. The record is from RefSeq and is a predicted model, not a curated record. Gene Ontology annotation, cellular component: cytoplasm.
CUUUUUUAAACGAUUAUCAAUUAUCGAAAUAUCCUAAAUUUAUGGAAUUUCCAAAUAUAGGUUCAUAUUGUUCAUAUCCUUCUUGCAGAAGAUUGGAUUAUCUUCCAUUUAAAUGCUUAUAUUGCAAUAAAGAAUUUUGCAAUGAUCAUAAAAAUGAAGAAAAUCAUGAUUGCGAAAAAGAACUUGAAGCUUUUAAAUCAAGGAACAUAAAUAUAGUUCCAACAUUAAAAAAAAAAAGCUCACCAAAAAAUCUUAUUGACUAUUGGGAUAAAAACCUUGAUCCUUUGAAACCUAAAAACAAUAGAUCUUCUGAAACAAAAAAAUCUUCUAAAAACAAUAUAAAAUUUUCUGAAUUAUGGCACCGGAUUUUCAGAUGUUUACAUAGCUGUCAAAAAUCAAAAUCAACACAUAUCGCCAUUUUAAAAUUAAAAAAAGAAGCUAAAGGAGAAACAUCAAUACCCCUUUCAUCAAGAUUGUAUAUAAAAGUAAAGUUUUCGUAUUCUAAUAGUGAUUUUCUAACUCAAAAAUUUUUUUAUAUUUCAAAAGAUUGGUCAUGUGGUCGAUCAUUAGAUUAUCUUAGUAAAAAUAUUGGCAUCAAAAAUGUUAAUUCAUCAACUAAAAACGAGAAUGAUAAACUUCAUUUAAUGCAUAUAGAAUCAGGAAAAAUAUUAGAACCCUCAAAAAUAAUUGGUGACUGUAUCAUAACUGGAGAUACAGUUGUACUUAUGCGUGGAAUUAAUUAUCACAAAAAAAUAUAAUAAAUUUACUAUAACUCAGUACAGAUUCCUUUAAAACUACAUCAUG